This is a messenger RNA of Tripterygium wilfordii, 1554 nucleotides long. Its product is annotated as DAR GTPase 2, mitochondrial. Gene Ontology annotation, molecular function: GTPase activity; GTP binding. The transcript has 8 exons. The record is from RefSeq and is a predicted model, not a curated record. Lineage: Eukaryota; Viridiplantae; Streptophyta; Magnoliopsida; Celastrales; Celastraceae. The coding region runs from base 152 to 1276 and encodes 374 amino acids. Gene Ontology annotation, cellular component: mitochondrion.
GAUAGAGUCACACCAGGGCCAUCGGGCCUAGCCCGGUCUGGUAUGGUCCGAUACACGAGAUCAAAUCAUGAAAAUGUUAGGGCCCGGCGGAAAAAAAUUAAGAUCAACGACCUUUAACAGUCGUUGCGUUCAAUGAAAUUGGAGGGAAGGAAUGGCGAGCCAGAAAGCAAUCGCAAACGAAAUAGGAAGAGCAGUGCAGGUGGCUGCGAGAAACGGGAAAGGAUGGUACAACCCUCACAUGGCUGCAGCCGCUCACGCCGUCGUUGAACGAAUCCCCAUGGUUGAUCUCAUUCUUGAUGUCAGAGAUGCUCGGAUUCCUUUUUCCUCCGAAAAUCACCAGUUGAGGAACUACCAUCACCGUGCAAGACGGAUCGUAGUGAUGAACAAGAUGGACCUUGCUAGUCGCACACACUCUCAGGGGUGGGCAAGGUAUUUUGAGCAACAAAACUGCUUUUCUUAUGGAGUCAAUUCCCAUAACAAGGAAAGUGUCAAAGGACUCCUCAACUUUCUGCAAGCCCAGAUCCGAGAUUUAAAAAGGAGUGGUCAUUCUAGUUACACCACCACAGUAAUGCUUGCUGGGGUUCCCAAUGUUGGUAAGUCAGCUCUUGCCAACUCUUUGCAUCAAAUUGGAAGGAUCAGUGCUGCAGAGAAAGGGAGGUUGAAGCAUGCAACGGUGAGUCCACAGCCAGGAGAGACAAAAAAUAUCAGUAGUUUGAAGAUUGCUAGCCAUCCGAAUAUUUAUGUGUUAGAUACUCCUGGAAUUUUGCCUCCUGAAAUUCAUGAUGUCGAAGUCUGCUCUAAGCUAACUUUAACAGGAGCAAUUAAAGACUGUUUAGUUGGGGAAAGAGUACUAGCCUGCUAUUUCUUAUCUAUUCUCGGUUCAGGUGAUGAAUAUAAGAAAUGGGCAAGGUUUUCCACCUAUGAAGAUGAAAGAUCAUUGGAAGACCAGAAAGCAGAGUUUACUAGCGCCUCUGAUUCGGAUGUAAAACGAAAGAGACAAUAUCGGACGGAUCACACUCAGGACUUCAUAGUGCAAGAAGUUCGCCGGACACUGUUUGAGACGAUAUCAACUUACAAUGGUAAUCCGGAAAAUGAACUGGAUUUGAAAGAACUCAUCAAGAUACAGUUCACUUCCUUGCGAGAAGCCUUUCAGGUUCCUGCAGAAUUAGGGGAUGAUGAUGCUCAUGGUAAAGUUGCUGCUAAGUUACUCAAUCUGUAUCGUACAGGUAGGCUUGGUCAUUAUACUUUAGACCCUCUUCCAAUGAGUUCCUUAUGAUGCUUACAUUAUUUUCAUUGCUUUGAGUCCUUUAUGGACAAACGAAAAUAUAUAAUAUCUGUCAUGAUUGAUCUUUUUAUACUGAAAACACCACAUAUUGGCUCACCAUUUUGCUUUGAGUAGUCAUCAUGAUAUGUUCUUCUUUGCUGGAAAUUGCACAUUUUUCUGUUCAAAUAUUUUUUUAAGAAAAAUAAUUAAAAAAAAUCUAGAAAGGAAGAAAGAAAGAAUCAAGGGUUUGUAAUUGUACAAGAUAAGAGAGCCAGCGAAGGUUGUGAAAA